Linum tenue is the source of this 1944-nucleotide messenger RNA. The record is from the annotation of a GenBank genome assembly. Lineage: Eukaryota; Viridiplantae; Streptophyta; Magnoliopsida; Malpighiales; Linaceae.
ACCUACCCAUCCCACCCUACCUAACCUUCCGUUUGUUUCUUGGUCGCUAGAAAUUUUUUCUUCUGCCCACCUAAAACUGGUUUGUCUUUGUUCUUUAUAUCUCUUCAUUCCAAUUCCGCUGAUUUUGUAUUCUAGGUUCUGGGUUUUUUGCAUGCAUUUGUUAAGCUCUGUUUUUGGGAAAUUUAUGUGCACAUUUUCUGUUUCCUUCUCUUGAUCGGUUUCUUGCUUGAAAACAGUCGGAAACAUCAAUCAGCUCAUUCAAAUGGCUCAAGAGGUUGUGAACCCAGAUGAGCAGGUUGUUCUUGGAGAAGAGAUAGACCGUGUAAGGCUGCUCACGUUGAACCGGCCUCGUCAAUUGAAUGUUAUCUCAUCGAAAGUGGUAUCUCUGCUGGCAGAUUUUCUGGAGAAAUGGGAGAAAGACGAUAAUGUACACCUUAUACUGAUCAAGGCUAGUUCUUUAUCCUUCUUUGCAACUAGUAGUUUCAUAUCUAUUUGUGCGAUUAGCUUCAGCAAGAAGUUUUUUGAGAAUGCCAGUUUGUGUCACCUUCAGGGUGCUGGACGUGCAUUUUCUGCUGGUGGGGAUCUGAAAAUGUUCUACGAUGGCAGGACUUCAGAGGAUUCUUGCCUUGAAGUGGUCUAUAGAAUGUACUGGCUUUGUUAUCAUAUCCAUUCAUAUAAGAAAACGCAGGUGGCUCUUGUCCAUGGGAUUUCCAUGGGUGGAGGUGCAUCCUUCAUGGUCCCAAUGAAGUUCUCUGUGGUGACCGAGAAAACGGUAUUUGCAACUCCAGAAGCGAGUAUUGGAUUUCACACUGAUUGUGGGUUCUCCUACAUGCUUUCACGCCUCCCUGGGUACCUAGGAGAGUUCUUGGCCUUGACUGGAUCAAGGCUUAAUGGGAAGGAACUAGUGACGGUUGGCAUGGCGACCCAUUUCGUCCCAUCAGAGAAAUUGCCUGAACUGGAGAAGCAUCUGAUCAACUUGAACUCCGGUGGUAUAGAUGCUGUCAACUCAGUCAUUGAGGAAUUCUCAGAGGACAUCCAGCUUGGCGAAGAUAGUUUAUUAAGCAAGCAGUCAGUGCUGGAUGAAUGCUUUUCAAAGGAGACGAUAGUUGAUAUCAUCAAAUCAUUAGAAGCAGAGGCAAGCAAGGAAGGAAAUGGAUGGAUAGUUCCAAUUCUCAAAGGAUUGAAAAGAUCAUCCCCCACAGGACUUAAGGUGCGCGAAGGAAGGAAGCAAGCAUUAGGUGAAUGUCUCAAGAAAGAGUUCAGAUUGACAAUGAACAUAUUGAGAACGAAAAUCUCUGGUGAUGUCUAUGAGGGUAUAAGGGCUUUGACUGUCGACAAGGAUAAUGCUCCCAAGUGGGAUCCACCGACUUGUGAAGAAGUUGAUGAUUCCAAGGUGGAUGAUGUGUUCCGCCCAUUUGCAAUGGACUUAGAGCUCCAAAUUCCGGAGAAGGAAGAAAACAGGUGGAAUGGCAAGUAUGAGAACUCGGUGUAUGCGACUUCAAGAGCCACAGGCACGACGAACUGAAGUGAGUCAGUCCGACAGUUGAUAUCUUAUUACUGAUUAGUUCUUCGCUAUUAAACUAAGAAGGAUCAAUGGCAGCCACUUAGAGGAGUGAUGCUUGGAAUUCUUUUUCUGAGUCCCUCUAUUGUGGUACUGUAAACCUCUUCUAAACUUUAGCAUCUUGUUUCUACUAUGGCUCAACCAUAUGUAUGAAUUUUAUACUUCGACAUAGUGAAGUCGAGCAGCGACUCCGGCACGAGCGCAGCUUAAUACCCUCUGAUUGAGACCCUCUACGGUUAUGAUUAUGAUCUAGUUAAGCCCAUGUCAAAGACUUCAGUUGGUCGUGAUUUCCCACUUCUUCAAUUACUAUCUUAUGAGAUUUCCAACUAAUAUUCAAAUGGCAAAACAAUUUACAUAUAUCAAGACUUGAAAUAUAAUUGUUU